Messenger RNA from Gaeumannomyces tritici R3-111a-1, 2871 nucleotides. RefSeq names its product RIP defective. The coding region runs from base 1 to 2865 and encodes 954 amino acids. The transcript is spliced from 4 exons. NCBI's taxonomy places the organism in Eukaryota, Fungi, Ascomycota, Sordariomycetes, Magnaporthales, Magnaporthaceae. Gene Ontology annotation, molecular function: methyltransferase activity. Gene Ontology annotation, cellular component: nucleus. The record is from RefSeq and is a predicted model, not a curated record.
AUGCCGCCGGCGCACCCACCCAUCAUUGAGAUCCUUGAUGACGACCCGGCAGAGAACGAGAACGAUCGGAAUGUCGACAGACUGAUCCGGCUUCGCGAGGAGUAUGGAGCUGUCCUGCACAAGCCCAUCAAGGUUGAGGACGAUUCGGGCAGUGACGGGAGCGAAGGUCCAGUGGACGCACCCGCACCCGCACCCGCGCCCGAGGCUGUCUACCCGGAAGCCAAGUCCUUCAUAGACCUCACACUCGCCGACGACGAUGACGACGACAAGGAAGCAGUCUCCCGGCCUCGGGCAGAAGGCCCUGCCCACCACCGCCCAUUGGUGAGGCCCCUCGAGGCUCACCAGACGAGACUCAACAGCUGCGUCGUCAAUGGCGAGACGAUCAAGGAAGGGCACCUCGUCGAGCUUCAUCCGCUCCAAGACUUCGCGCAGACGCUGUACGAGCAGGUGGAGUUUCUGGAAGUCCGCCAGAUCUUUAUAGAUGCCGACAAUACAAUCCUGCGUGGCGUUCCUUACAUGCGCACAAGGAAUAUGAACGCGCUGCUAACCCGGAAGCGCAAUGAGAUCUGCCGCUUCAUCCAGAGCGACGAGGGCGGGGAUGAGGACCAGGGCCAUAUCGACGUCGGCCCCGGCGACGUGGUCGGCGUCCGGAGUUUUAUCAUUACCAGCGCGCCAUGGCCCGAGUUCCGGGAUCUGGCCAACGAUAAUUUGCUUAUAUGCCGGUGGCAGUUCGCCAUCACCUACGCCUGCGCCGUCAACCGCCUUUCCGAGACGCGCCAAAAGGCCUACGAGAUGCGUCACCUGCGCGCCGCCGACGUGCCCAAGCUCCGGUAUCGGCGCGCCGACAAUGAUAACCUUGGGGCCUGGCGGGGCGGCAAGAUCCCCGGCGGCUCGUACUGUCUGCCCGAGGACGGGGCCAAGGUCGAGGAUGGCGGCGCCCUGGGCGAGCUACAAGAGGCCGGUGCUGCCAUCCGCGGCGGGCAAGACGACGGGCAGCGCCGGCAGUACGCGGCGGCCGACCUCUUCUGCGGCGCCGGCGGCACGUCCUGCGGGAUGCGCGCGGCCGGCUUUCGGGUCGAGUACGCGGUGGACCACUGGCAGCACGCGUGUGCCACCUACGAGCACAACUUCCCCACAACCGUGCUCUUCCAGCACGAAGUUUUCGACUUUAUCCAGGGGGCCGAGACCCUGCCCGUUGACAUCCUGCACCUUUCGCCCCCUUGCCAGUUUUUUUCGCCCGCCCACACGAUCGAGGGCGGUAACGACGAGGUCAACAGCGCCGCUCUCUUUUCGUGCAAGGCCGCGGUUGAAAAGCUCAAGCCGCGCGUUUUUACGCUCGAGCAGACCUUUGGGCUCGCCAGCGCCAGGGCGCACAAAGGCUAUUUCGCCGCCCUAAUCCACGGCUUUACCGAGCUGGGAUAUUCGGUCCGCUGGAGCCAGAUCCCCCUGGCCGAUUGGGGCCUCCCACAAACCCGCAAGCGCCUUAUUAUCAUCGGCGCGUGCCCGGGCGAACCCCUCCCCACCUUCCCGGAGCCCUCGCACGGCGGCAUGGCGGCGCGGUUCGGCGGCGAUCCCAAGACGGGCACAGCUGCACGACCUCUACUCCGCGGCGCUCGGAGGCCCCGCCCGACCCGCCUAGGACGCGGACCGGCUGGGCCAGACGGUGACCACGGCUUCCCGAUCGACUUCCACUUCAAGGGGUCCUGCGUCAAGAAGCAGAUCGGGAACGCGUUCCCGCCCUCGGUCGUCGAGCACCUGUUCCGCCACCUGAGGGAGCAGCUACGCAGGGCCGACGGACUCGACAGCGACGCGGAUGGCGGUGGUGGUGACGACAACAAGGCCGCCGUGGCGAGUGGCGCCGCCCAGCCCCAGAACGUAAAGCGUCGCCGGCGCGCCAGGAGCGCCAGCAUUGGCCUCGCGGCGGCCCCGGAGCGCGGUGAUGUCAAAAAGGAGAACCAGCCCCCCGGCGGCGGCAGCGGAGGCGGAGGUGCCGCCACCCCUCUGGAUCGCCCCCGUGCAGCUCUGGGCAACAUCACCAACGUCGCCACGCCUUCUCGCGGGCCCCGCACCACCCUCGGCAGCAUCAGCGGCGGCGCGGCAGCAACCUUCCCGGCCGCCCGCAGGCAGCAGAGGAAGAGGCGGCCCGAGAUGAUCGACCUCACCCUCAUCGACGACCGCCCCAUCCCCAUCCGGCUGUCGCCCGUGGCGACGCGGCACCCGCCGCUUCAGCAAGAGCGCAAGGACGCGGCGGCGCCUGUCAUUAUUGACCUAGACACAGAGCAGUCUCCGCGGGGCAUCAGCAACCCGCCAGCCGCGAUGACGGCCGAAGAGCACAAGCCACAGGAGGCCAAGAUCGAGAACGGCCCACCGGCCGCCGCCGCUGCCACUGCCAAAGCGGAGGACAAGGAAAACGAAGAGGCGGUACGGACCCGGAGCAGCAGCGGGUCGUCGACCGCCACGCUGCUGAACGAGCUGCCGGGAACGACAAGCCGAUACGCCGCCGGCCGCGACGCCCUGCCAUUGCCACUGCUGUCGCCGGGGACGGCCGAGCUGCUGGAUGAGGUGGCACAGCUGGCCAAGAAACACAUCGAAAACAGCGACGCCAGCCCGCCGUCGGCUUCCAAGACCGCGGUACUGGGCGAGCUGACCAACAUCACGAGCAAGUGGGACAGCAGCAGCAGCAGCAGCGCACGCUCAGCUUCGUCCUCCUCCUCGCGUGAUCCGCCUUCUCCGUCAAUGUGCGUGAAUGCGCCAUCCCCGUCCUCGGGCGGUCCCCCGAACGAGAACCGGGACGACAAGAACUGUGCUCCGGCCGGCGGCAAGAAGCGGCCGUUUCACUGUAUCGACCUCACCAACGAUGAUUAGAGACAC